Messenger RNA from Meloidogyne enterolobii, 599 nucleotides. The record is from the annotation of a GenBank genome assembly. NCBI's taxonomy places the organism in Eukaryota, Metazoa, Nematoda, Chromadorea, Rhabditida, Meloidogynidae.
AUGGAUAAAAGAAAGAAAAAAGAUAGGAUAUCAAAGAAAGGUUCUUCUAAUGAAAAUCCUGACAAAUUGACAAAGGAAGAGGAUGCGAUUGCUCGUUGUGUGCGAUUUAAUUGUCCUACUAAUACAACAAUGUUUGAAGGAAAUGAAGUUAAUUAUUUUGUUGCCAAAAAAGCUGUUGAUACACUCGUUGAAUCCAAAAAAUAUGGUGCUGGAUCAAAAUCCAAAAAAUUUCCCGAUGCUAAAACAGCCGAAUAUUUUCUUCAAUCAUUGUUGGAAAGAGGACUUUUCUUUAGAGCAAAGAAAACUGUUUUAAAGAAAAAAGAAAAGGAAACAACUGAAUCAUCAAAGAAAAACCAACAAGAUGGAAAUAAAUCACCAAAAAUUGAUAAAAAAGAAAAGGAAAAAGUUGAAGAAAUUGGAGAAAAAGAGGAAAAGAAUGAAGGAGGAAAUAAAGAACAGGUUAAUGAUUUGUUUUUUUAUAUACGUGUAGAGCUAUCCCCUUUAAUAACAUCAAAUCCAUUGAUAUCCCCUCAAUCCCUCCAAAGCCCUCGAUAUUCCUUUUCAAAAGUUGUAGGUUUUGGGAUCCUCUGAGCGUAGGU